CUUUUUAUAAAUGCAGUGGCUUGAAUAUUCUCUGAGACCAGUACACAUUAUUAUCUAGCGCGAUACAGUCGAUAUUACAUCACGCACUAUCAACAAAUUGCAAUGAGUUUCACCAACAAAGUGGUUCUGAUCACUGGUGCCAGUGCUGGUAUCGGUGCCGCAACUGCUGAACAAUUUGCUAAAGAAGGUGCCUCAUUGGCACUAGUUGGAAGAAACGAAGCUAAACUGAAGGCAGUUGCUGAACGAUGCCAUGAAUUAGGAGCAAAAUCUUACGUCAUCAAAGCUGACGUAUCCAAAGACAAAGACGCUGACAGCAUUGUUAAGAAAACUGUUGACGUAUUUGGAAAAUUGGAUGUUCUAGUCAAUAAUGCCGGGAUACUGAAACUAUCAGGUAUCAUGGCGGAUGACUUCUUGGAAACGUUUGAUGAAGUAAUGAAGACGAACUUGCGUGGACCUGUUCGCAUCACCCGCUCAGCUGUGCCCAGUCUUAUCAAAACCAAAGGGAACAUUGUGAAUGUAUCAAGUAUUGCCGCUACUAACGUGACCAGACCAACAUUUAUCGCAUACAAAACUUCUAAAGCUGCUUUGAAUCAUUUUACAAGGUCUGUCGCUUUUGAACUUGCUCCUCAUGGUGUUAGAGCCAACUCAGUCAGUCCUGGACCAGUACGUACGGAUAUUUUUGGAGGCCUAAAUGUGGAUGCUGAUAUGUUACUAGAAGAUACGGCUUUACUAAGAGUAUCUGAUCCAGUAGAGAUCGCUGAUCUUAUUGUGUAUGUAGCUAGUGAUAAAGCAAAGGGCAUCACUGGGUCUGACUACAUUAUAGAUAACGGUACACUGUUAAAGUGAAGUAUUAGACUUGGUAAUGGAACAAUGUAUUAGUACAUUGCCAGGUGAAGAUAAGUGUUUUAUCCUGAAUUGUAAGUGGUGUGUUAUAUGUAUUUUAAUAUUCAUUAAAUAAACCUAUAAAUAAUUAAAAU
Trichoplusia ni (cabbage looper) is the source of this 977-nucleotide messenger RNA. RefSeq lists its product as uncharacterized. The record is from RefSeq and is a predicted model, not a curated record. Bases 103 to 846 code for a protein of 247 amino acids. NCBI's taxonomy places the organism in Eukaryota, Metazoa, Arthropoda, Insecta, Lepidoptera, Noctuidae. The transcript has a single exon.